Molecule: messenger RNA, 1103 nt
Organism: Apis laboriosa (Himalayan honeybee)
Lineage: Eukaryota; Metazoa; Arthropoda; Insecta; Hymenoptera; Apidae
Gene: Scgbeta
Exons: 4
Coding region: 61-1092 (343 amino acids)
Biological process (GO): muscle organ development
Cellular component (GO): sarcoglycan complex; sarcolemma
Source: RefSeq, a predicted model, not a curated record
UAAAAAUCAAGUGAUCAUCUAUUUUCAUUUGUCUAGAAGCAAUUGUUCUCGAGUGAUUCAAUGUCUGCCAUUCUCGACGCAUGUGGAAAUGAUACUGGAUCACCCUCAAUAUCAAAAGCUGAGGAUAAUUUAUCCAAUAGCGACGGACCGUUAAUUAAAGGCUGUAUUCGUCAAAAUAGUUGCAGUAGUGUUCAUAUAAGUUGCGAGAACGUUAAUCGAACAAUUGUAUCAUCUCACAUCAUGUCAGCAUCUAACAAAAAAUUAGCUAAAAGACGCUAUUGUCUAUGGACCUUAACUUUUAUUCUAGCAAUAAUUGGAUUAUGCAAUCUCUUCCUCAAUAUUACCGUGAUUGCUGUUUUGCGAAUCAAUCAAGGGAUGGAAGCGAUGGAAAUGAUACCCGAUGAAAAUCUUGUAAAAUUUUAUGGAAAAACUGACUUAGAUAAGAUAUGCUUGCAAUCAGGAGUUUGUCAAAGUUACGGAGAUGAACCAAUGGAAAUCUCUGGUGACGAAGCAGGUGUACAAAUAGAUAUAAAUAAUCAACGAUCAUACGAAGAAACACGCGCUAAAAUGAUGAUUUUAUCAAAUGGUACCACUAUAUCAAAAAUAGAAUCUUUCGAAGUAAAAGAUUUUAAAACUGGGAUUAUUUACUUUACUACUGAUUUUCCAAAUUUCGGUUUGCCUGUUGGGGUGGAAAAAAUUGAUGUGAAAAUUGCAGAAACGCAUAGAAUCACAUCACCAGUUAAUGAAAGUCUCAUUGUAAACUCCGACGAUCAAAUUUCUAUGCAAGGAGCAGAAGGUGCCAGUAUAGAAAGCAAAAAUAUCAUCUGGAGUGCAGAUACAGAUAUUUUUUUAAAAAGUGUUAAUGGAAGCAUUAUCCUUGAUGCUAAAGACGGUGUUUCUAUUGAUACAAAAAAUAUACCAAUAACACCAUUGUUUUUACAAAAUCCAUCUGGUCAUGAACAAUAUAAAGUUUGCAUUUGUAUGCCACAAGGAAAACUCUUCAAAGUACCGAUUCGUGCUGGCGCUAACAGUCGAUCAAUAAACUGUGCUCGCAUCAAUCGAACUCCAGAAAAUGAUCCUUGCUUGCGAUAGAAUCAAACAUG